Malassezia japonica is the source of this 2799-nucleotide messenger RNA. It is a transcript of the gene RFT1, whose product is annotated as Oligosaccharide translocation protein rft1. Bases 1 to 2799 code for a protein of 932 amino acids. Lineage: Eukaryota; Fungi; Basidiomycota; Malasseziomycetes; Malasseziales; Malasseziaceae. Gene Ontology annotation, biological process: dolichol-linked oligosaccharide biosynthetic process; glycolipid translocation. The transcript is spliced from 3 exons. The record is from RefSeq and is a predicted model, not a curated record. Gene Ontology annotation, cellular component: endoplasmic reticulum membrane.
AUGCACGGCGAGGCGUGGUGGGCCAACGCGCUGUACCAGCCGCUGCGUGCGACGCUCGGGGCGUGGGAGGAGGCGCACACGCCGCCCCGGCAGUUUCUCGAUGCGCUGGAGCUCGUGCCUGUGUUGGUGGACGGCACAGAGGCCGGAGGGGCACGCCGCGCCGCGCGCGAGCCCCGCGUCGUCGGCGUGCCGAGCCAUGCAUGGCUCGCGCAGCGUGUCGUACUUGCGUACGUGCUGCAUGCGCCGUACGCAGAAGCGAGCCCCCCGGCGCGGAUGCAGCCGUUCCGUGCGGCGAUCGAGCGCCUCUAUACGUGGCUGCAGCGGCGCGACGACGAGGGAUGGGCGCCGCGGUGGUUGGGAAUGUACUCGGAGAGUGCGGUGCACAAUGCGCAAGACACACUCUACCACCUGCUUGGUGCGGCACAGUCCAUGGCGCAUCUCGGCGAGCUCGUGCCGGCCGCCUUGCUGCAGCUGCCCGUCUGCCCCCACAAGCCGCUCGAGGAAAGGCUGGGCGUCGACCGCGCCGCGUACCUCUUGCAGCGCGCAUCGCACAGUGCGCUGUCGGUACCCGACCAGCGCUUCCUCCUUGCGCUGCUGCAGCGUAGCAACGCCGUGGACCCCUGCCUUGGGCUCGCGGCGUUUGGCAUCGACGACGUCGCACGCGCUGCUGUACAUAAUACCCAUGCCGCGUACGCGUGGACGCUCGUGCUUGGAACAUCCGACUUUCCGUGGGAAGCGCUCGGCGAGGCGCUCUCGCAACACGCCCGCGCGGGACUCGGUAUGCAGCGGCGUGUGCACGACUUUCUCGCGCAGCUCCUCCAGAGCACGUACUGCUACACUGUACAGACGCAGUGCAUGCCUGGCUACCUCGGCCUACGUGCACAGCAGCUCGCCCCCCCUGCCUCGGACGACGAGGCGAGCACCGAAGAGUUUGCGGUCUAUGUCGCGCAGCUCAUUGAAAAGGGCCUCCUGCCCAUCCACGCGAGCCAACGUACGUGGGACGUUGCGCAAAAUACAGAUACCGCCCACGACACGCUCGACGCACUCGCGGUCGAGUUGCGCAGCCUCGCACUGGCCUACUCCAACCACGUGUUUUUUACCAUGGCCCUCACGCAAACGCUCGCGUCGGCGCGCGCGCUGCUCCUGCUUCAGGUCGGCGUGCGCCUCGUGACGUUUGUGCUGAACCAGCUCUUGGUGCGCACCACGUCGCCGGCGGUGUUUGGCGCGGCGAACGUGCAGCUCGAGCUCGUGCUGAGCAUCGUCCUCGCGCUCGCACGCGACGGCGUCCGGGCGACCGUGAUGCGCCGCCGCGACCAGCAGAGCAGUGUACACAACCUCGCGCUCUUGCCGGUGGUCAUAGGGAGUGUGUUGGCGGUGAGUGUAGGAUGGGGAUACGUCGCAUACCUCGCACCGGACGCACUGCGGGCGCAGGGCUCGGCCCUGCCCGUGUCCGUCGCGCUGUACUGUCUCGGGGCGAUGCUCGAGCUGGUAUCGGAGCCGCUGCAUACGUAUGCGCUCACGCUCGAGGGGUACGUGCGCCUGCGCGUCGCGAUGGAGGCCAGCGCCGUGCUCGCGCGCGCAGUCUGUGCAGUGCUCCUCUUGCGGCCGCAGGGCCUUGACUGGCUCGCUAGCGUGUACGCGGCGUGCGUCGGGCACGCGCACACUUCGUGGCUUGCGUGGGCACUAGGCAAAAAGGCGCUAGGUCCUGAAGCGAUUGCGCUGGUCGCUUUUUCGCUCAGCCGCGCCGUGUUCGGCGGCGUGCUGCUUCUUACGGCGUGCGUCGGCAUUGCGUACAUGGACUCGUGGCGCCGCGUCGUGACGACGCUCCUUCCUGCACGGGGCGUACCACUCGACAAGGAGACGCGCGAGCUGGUCGUCGUCACGAGCGGCCAGGCGCUCCUCAAGUUUGUGCUCACCGAAGGCGAUAAACUCGCCGUCGCGCGCCUCACCACGCUCGAGGACCAGGGGGGCUACGCGCUCGCAAGCAACUACGGCUCACUCCUCGCACGCACACUAUUCCAGCCGAUCGAGGAGAGCGCGCGUCUCUACUUUUCCGAGGCGCUCGGCUCCUCGAAAAAAGACGCCGCAGAGGCCCAGGGCAGCGCGGCGCUCCUUAGCGUCCUCUUUCGCCUGCACGCGCUCCUCGGCCUGGGCUUGCUGACGUUUGGGCCGCCGCUCGCGCAGCCAUUCUUGAUGAUCGUCGCGGGGCCGCGGUGGGCGCAGAGUGCAUCGGGCGGCGCGUCGCACGCCUCGGCGAUCCUCGCGAGCUACUGCUACUACCUGCCGGUGAUGGGCAUCAACGGCAUUGUCGAGGCGUUCCUGCAGUCGACGGCCCCGCCCGCGCUCCUCGCGUGGUACUCGCGGGUGCUCGUCGGAUCGAGCGCCGCUUUUGUCGGUGCUUUGGCGCUUGGGCAUGGCGCAUUCGCGCACUACGGCGCGGCCCUCGAGUCGGUAGGCCUGCGCCAAGAGACCGUGCUGGUCUGGGCGAAUAUCGUGGGCCUCGCGGUGCGUGCCGUGGUCUGUAUGCGGUACGUCGCACAGACCCUUGCGUCGGCCGUCCCACGCCCGAGCCUCGUGGGCUCGCUGCCAGCUGCGAGCAUCCUCGGCACGCUCGGCAUGUCGGCCGCGACGCUGCGGUACCUUGCUGCGCCGCUUGGCGAGCGCGCGACGUGGUUCGCCCCGAACUCGGCGCUGGUGCCGCUUGCGACGACGAUGGGGCUCGGUGUCGCGACAACCUUGCUUCUCUGUGUGCUCCUCGAGCGCCGCUCUUUCCUCGACGCGCUGCGGCUCGUGCGAUAA